Pichia membranifaciens NRRL Y-2026 is the source of this 690-nucleotide messenger RNA. RefSeq lists its product as hypothetical. Gene Ontology annotation, molecular function: SNAP receptor activity. Lineage: Eukaryota; Fungi; Ascomycota; Pichiomycetes; Pichiales; Pichiaceae. The record is from RefSeq and is a predicted model, not a curated record. Gene Ontology annotation, cellular component: Golgi membrane; Golgi medial cisterna; SNARE complex. The transcript has a single exon. The coding region runs from base 1 to 690 and encodes 229 amino acids. Gene Ontology annotation, biological process: vesicle fusion; endoplasmic reticulum to Golgi vesicle-mediated transport.
AUGUCGACUUCAGCAUAUACACAGUCCAGAGCACAUGUGCUUUCGCUCUCCACGCAAUUGUCCAACGUGUUGGCACGAUACUCUUCGUUUGCUACAGACGUCCACACGACACCAUCAGCAGAAGAAGUGGAAACAAAAAACAAAAUACAGACACUUUUGAGCGACCUUUCUGCGGCAAUCAAUGACAUGUCCCGGAUUCUGGACACGUUGCAGACAGAAUCACUCUCCAGCUCUAAAUUUCAGCAACUUUCUAGACACAAAGACGAGCUCAAGAGACAUCGCCAGGAUUACCAAAGACUUGCCAACCAAAUUGAGCAAGAGCGAAACCGAUUAAACCUCUUGUCAAAUGUCAGAUCGGAUAUAGAUCAGUAUAACGACAAUGCCAACGGAAACAACCCAACUGGAGGGAAUAUAAACUCGGACGAUUACAUGCUUGAUGAGAGACUGCGUAUCGACAGAUCUCAUGGAAUAGUGGACAACUUGAUCAAUCAGGUCAUGGAAACCAGAGACGAAAUGAUGAGGCAAGGAAGCACCCUCUCCAACGUCAGCAACAGGUUAGAAAGAACCUUGAGCACCGUACCGGGAUUGAACACCCUGAUCAACAAAAUAGAUGCAAGACAUCGUAAAGAGGCAAUCAUACUGGUUGUAGUGAUUCUAAUAUGUCUUAUUAUCCUCUGGUUCUCUUUAUAG